UGGAGAGCUUGAUUUAGCUCUACCAGACGUCUAGCUAAACGUGUUUCACGUUAUUCGACCCCUUAACUCGCCUGUCCUCCACAUGUUUCAAAUGUUCCCCACCAGCCGUGGCGUCGACACGGACAGAGUCGUUUUGUAGCUGCGGGCUCGGUCGUACCGUGGUUAUUUGUAUGGCUGGAGUAUGCUGCAAGUGUCCAGUCUCUCUGUCCGUGUUCAAGCGCUCUCUCUCGGUAACGCCGCGCGGCUGCGGGACGCCUCGGUGCCUUCUACCGAGCUGGAGGCUGGGGGAGCGGGGCCUGCAGGAGGCUGCCCGUCCAUGCAGUGCCCUCAGACCCGCAGGCUUUUACCGACAAACGACGUUCUUUUGUCUCUUUUGCCAGGAGUCCAUGAGUUUGAGUCUGCGGACCUGCUAUCUGUACCUGAACCAAACCAGCCGGAGUUUUGCAGCUGUGAUACAAGCGUUGGACGGGGAGUUAAGGCAUGCAGUUUGUAUUUUCUACCUGGUGCUGCGAGCGCUGGACACAGUCGAGGACGACAUGACUAUCCCUCUGGACAAGAAGGUCCCCAUGCUGAAUGAUUUCCACACCUACCUGUACCAGGAUGGGUGGUGCUUCACAGAGAGCCAGGAGAAAGACCGACAGGUUCUGUCGGAUUUCCCCACGAUAUCACUGGAAUUCAGAAACCUUGCUCAGCAGUACAGAGAUGUCAUCUCAGACAUCUGCCACCGGAUGGGAGCAGGAAUGGCUGACUUCUUGGAAAAGAAAGUGGGAUCCAUGAAGGAGUGGGACCUGUAUUGUCACUACGUGGCGGGUCUGGUGGGUAUCGGUCUGUCUCAGCUGUUCUCUGCGUCCCAGCUGGAGGACCCCGAGGUGGGGCGGGACACUGAGCUGGCCAACUCCAUGGGCCUGUUCCUCCAGAAGACUAACAUCAUCCGAGACUAUCUAGAGGACAUGCAAGAGGGACGUGCCUUCUGGCCACAAGAGGCUUGGAGUCAGUUUGCAGGUCGUCUGGAGGACUUGGCCCAGCCGGAGAAGCUGGAGUCGGCUCUCUCUUGUCUCAACCUGCUGGUCACCGAUGCUCUGCGACACGUCCCGGAUGUUAUUGCCUACCUGUCCCGCCUGCGCAACCAGAGUGUCUUCAAUUUCUGUGCCAUUCCACAGGUGAUGGCAAUAGCUACACUGUCGACAUGCUACAACAACCCCAUGGUGUUCCAGAGAGUGGUGAAGAUCAGAAAGGGACAAGCAGUCACACUCAUGAUGGAAGCCACCAACAUGAAUGCUGUGCAGACCAUCAUCGCCCAGUACAGCCAGGAGAUUUUACAGAAGGUCUCCCACACAGACCCGUCGCGGGACAAGACCCUGCACGUCUUGGCACUAAUCCGAGAGAAGUCCGCCCUGUCACAGUCUAGCCUAGCGUCCAGGACCCACCACCUGUCGCCCAUGUACCUGUCUGCUGCCAUGUUGCUUGCCGCUCUCAGCUGGCAGUACCUCAGCACCACUGCAGCACAGGCACAGGGCACCGGGGACAUGCAGGGACAGUGAACCCAUUUACCUCCACCUUACCCGGGGCCCACAGACUUGGAAAGCCCCUAUGCCCACUCUGGAGGUCCGCUUCUCCUCUGACCGAAGGAAUCUAAAACACUUCCUCCCACUUUGCCCUGUUUCUUAUCGCCGUCACAGGACCAUGGAUAUAUUUAGUCCAUGGAGGGGUAUAGCAGGCCGGACUGUGUUUGAUUGUGAUUUCUAGUAGUGCAUCCUGCAUCUGGAUACAUUAUUUACACACAGUGUUGUGUGGUUAUACUCACCAGCAUAAAUGGCUCAUUCAAACCAUUUAGGGUUUUGUUUGAUGUAGGGCGUUUUGUUUGAUGUUUAUGUUGAUUGUGUUCUUUUUUUUAUUAUUAUUUCAAGAUGGAAAAUGUAUUCCCCAAAAGUGAAAAAAUGCAGAGUACAUGAUACUACCAAUUUUAGGAUUUUGGAGAACAAAGUCCCCAAUCACCAUUUAAGUUUUUGUCUCAAAUCUUAGUCUUCAUAUUUUCCAUGUCAUUUUAAAGCUAUCUUCAUAUUCCACUUGGUUUGUUUCUACACCGGAAACACUCCAUUUCACACCAAUGAAAGUACUGUUACAGUGGACUUUAUAGUAAACGUGCUAUAUGUUAGCAUAGGUGAUGUGGACUGCAUCUAAUCACUGUAGAGCUUUAUUUCAACAAUUUGAUGUUUGUGUUCUUUCUGUUUCAACUCUAUAGGAAAAAAAAUAAAAGAACAGAGCAUUUCCAAGGUAGUCUUGACAUGGACAGUUUAAAUGAAUAAGGGAGAACAAAUAUAAUUUCCGGAAUUAAAUGCAAUUAAUUAAAUGCAAUUAAUAGCUUAAGUGUCCUUAACACAGCUUUGGGGAGUAGAAAGGCUAUAGCACAGAGUAACCUUGUACAGAACCAAAGGAGAGCUUCAAACAUUGCUAUGUAAUGUGACAUUUUGAUUUGUACAUAUUGAACAAAUAAAGAAGAGUAAGAAUCUAAA
Etheostoma cragini (Arkansas darter) is the source of this 2513-nucleotide messenger RNA. RefSeq names its product farnesyl-diphosphate farnesyltransferase 1 (gene fdft1). Gene Ontology annotation, molecular function: squalene synthase [NAD(P)H] activity. The record is from RefSeq and is a predicted model, not a curated record. Lineage: Eukaryota; Metazoa; Chordata; Actinopteri; Perciformes; Percidae. Gene Ontology annotation, cellular component: endoplasmic reticulum membrane. The transcript is spliced from 7 exons. The coding region runs from base 171 to 1541 and encodes 456 amino acids. Gene Ontology annotation, biological process: cholesterol biosynthetic process; farnesyl diphosphate metabolic process.